Daldinia loculata is the source of this 1408-nucleotide messenger RNA. Its product is annotated as alpha/beta-hydrolase. Bases 269 to 1285 code for a protein of 338 amino acids. The record is from RefSeq and is a predicted model, not a curated record. The transcript has 3 exons. NCBI's taxonomy places the organism in Eukaryota, Fungi, Ascomycota, Sordariomycetes, Xylariales, Hypoxylaceae.
CGGAUAGGUUAGCAAUAAGUUUCGAGGCUAAGUCGGAGCUGAUCCGGUUAUACGAUUCAUCUGGAGAAGCUAUAGACUUAACUAACCCCGAAAUUCACUCUUGAGUUUAAUGUUACAAUCGUUUCCCUGUCUCUCAAGUAGCUAUUAGACCGUUUAUGCGUAGAGAUCCCUUGGUUGACCUCACCUUAGUGUAUGCAACUCAUAUUAGCCAAGUAUAGUUCGGACAUGUUUAACGUAUGUUCGCUGUUAAUAAAUCAAGUAGAUAAGUAUGGUCUUUCCAUCGGUAGAAUCAGUAUCAAAAAGCCCAGCAUUCCCGACGGCAAUAUGGAGACUUCAGCCGCAUCAGUACGGCCUCUUUCCUGUCGCUGCUGAGAGAGGGGGCCCCCUGAAUAUUAGCUGGGAGAUCCAUGGCGAAGGGCCUAUCAAUCUUAUUCUCAUCGGUGGCAUUGGUCUGGCAAAGGCGGAUUGGCAGCAGCAAACCUUGUACUUCGGUCACGAACGUGGAGACAGGUACUCCGUGCUCGUCUUUGAUAAUCGCGGUGCGGGCGAGUCAGACAAACCGGUGAUGCGGUAUAGUACGUCGGAGAUGGCGCGUGAUUUGCUUGAGGUCCUGGAUCAUCUCGGUUGGACAGCAGAUCGUCAACUUCAUAUCUCGGGUGGUAGUAUGGGCGGCAUGAUCGCGCAGGAGGUUGCAGUCCUAGCACCAGAGCGCAUUGCUAGUCUGAACCUGCAUUGUACCGCGGCCAAGUUAGAGAACAAUGGCACAUUUAUGGAGAGUAUGGGCCGCCUUGGUGCUUUGUUGCCUAGAAGCCUCGACAGUGAGAUCCGCUCCACGGCAAAUGGCUGUUUCCCAGAGGAGUGGCUCAUAGCCCCGGAUCAGACAGAGCUGCCUAGCGAGAAAACACCAAAGUGCGAAGUACCUGUUGGCGGGUACGGGAAGUUCGACAGCAACUACGAGCGAUUUGCAGCGCAAGAGAUACAUAUGCGGCGGAACAAGAACGGGUUUCUAUUGCAAGCGGUCGCUGGCGGAUUCCACCGAAAGAGCCCUGAACAGCUGAGAGACCUGGCGGACCGGGUAUCUAGGGAAAGGAUCAUGGUCUUGCAUGGAACUGUAGAUAGGAUGAUUCCGGUGGACUAUGGUAGGAAGUUGAUCGAGUAUCUGAACCCUGGGAAGGCUUUGAUCGUUGAAGGGCUGGGACACGCACCGAUUCAACAAAUGACAAAAUGGUUUAACGAGUUGCUAGAAGAGAGGUGUGCCCUUGGCGAAAAGUUGAGUGGGAGAUAAGCUGGAUUCUGCCUUGGUAAAAUAGGGGGAAACAUAUUAAUGAGCACAACCUACAAUGGGAAUAUUCUCAGCUCAUCUUGAACGCUAUGUGCUCUUAAUACACAAAUCCUAUCACUUCUAGCG